AUGGCUGAGUUGAAAACUCUAAAUAAAACGCGCGGCACUCUAAAAUCACGCGUAACUGUAUUUAAAAGAUUUUUAGAAAAUACUAGAAGCAAUAACCCUGACGAAGCUCAGGCGUUAGACGACGAUACUCAAGAGCAAGUAAGGGAAAGAGUAUCCAAAAUAAAAGGGGUGCUCAACGAAUUUGAAAAGGUUCAGGCUGCCAUCGAGUCACUUUCCGACGACGCUGAAGCUAAUCUACUAGAAAGAGAAUCAUUUGAAACAGAUUACUAUGAGGUUACUACAGGUGCUAACCAAUUGUUGCGUCGGGGAGUAGCACAGGUACAAGGUAGAAAUCAACUUGAGGUAGGUCAGAAAGUAAGCGGACAAACCGACCAAGCCGGGCCGAGUCCUUUCAGUACACGAACCGAGCCGAUUCUCUCGCCUCUUUUUCAAUCGAUCACAAGCAAUCCGACGGGUGUUCGAUUACCAGUGAUAGAACUGCCCAAAUUCAAGGGGGAACUAUCAGAAUGGUUAAAAUUUCGGGACACAUACAAAUCGCUAAUUCACGACAACCCAAACAUAACUAGUGUGCAAAAAUUUCAUUACUUGCAAGCUUCAUUGGAAGGAGGGGCGUUCGAAACUAUAAACGAAUACGAAUUCUCAGAAAACAAUUACGAGGAAGCAUGGCGUUCCCUUCACGAUAGGUACGAUAAUCCUAAAUUGCUAAUUCAAAAUCAUAUCGAUUCAAUUUUCAAAAUAAAGGGCUUGGUCGGUGAAUCUGCGGAGCAAUUAUUAGAAUUGUUAGAUAGCGUCACUAAGCAUACGCGUGCGUUAAAAAAGCUAAAUGAGCCCAUCGAGCAUUGGGACUCUUUGUUAAUCUAUAUAAUCGUAUCAAAGUUAGAUUCCGUUUCCGCAAGGGAGUGGGAAAAGAAAAAAGCGUUAGUGCCGGAAAAGGCAAAAUUAAGCGAUCUAACCAAAUGUCUGCGAGCGCGAGCGUUAUUGCUGCAAACCUUGCGAGCGAAAGAUGAUAAGGAAGCAAAUAAACACAAGUUUAAACGCGGUCAACAAGAAAAAACCAAAACUUUCCACGCGGGGAAGGUAACUUGCGCGCUUUGCAAGGAGGGACAUCACAUUCAGGGAUGUGAGUCAUUUCUGAAGCUAGAUACCCAACAUAGACUUGAGAAAUUAAAAGCCCUCAAACUUUGUACAAAUUGUCUCAGACCCGGUCACUUUGCGAAAACUUGUAAUUUCGGCUCGUGCAAGUUAUGUAGCGCGAAGCAUAACACGCUUCUUCACUUCGAAAGAGGAAAAGCCAAUACGGACAAAAACGCUGCACAAGAAGCGUCGAUCGUCGCGUCCACAAUGUGUUCAACGGGUUUCAAUAAACCCCGAGUGCUUGGUCAACUUGGCCCGGGCGUUGAUGGACAAUGCGAAGUGGAAAUCUCGUCGAAACACAGCGGCUACCGAUUCAAGGUACAUUGUCUAAUCGUGGCUCAAAUCACAGAAGAUCUAAUGCCAAGCUCGGCGUUCAGUCUGGAGUCUAUGGGAAUCCCCCCGCAUCUCAAGUUGGCAGAUCCCUCUUUCAAUACUCCUGGGAGGAUUGAUUUGCUCGUCGGGGCCGAAUGGUUCUGGGAUCUCUUGUGUGUGGGCCAGAAGAAACUUGAAAAUAAUUUGGUCAUGCAAAAAACUAAGCUAGGCUGGGUCGUGGGAGGACCAAUGGCCGCUCCAGCGCCACAACGCGUGGAAUGUUAUUUAUCAAAAGUAGCUAGCAUAGAAAAACAAUUAAUUAGAUUCUGGGAGCUUGAAGAACCGUCGAAGGAAGGGGCCUUAUCAAGGGAAGAAGAGGCGUGCGAAGCGCAUUUCAAAAGAAAUACAAAACGCGACAAAAGCGGAAGGUUCAUCGUUAAACUACCAUUCAAACAAGAGCCGUCUACGUUAGGAGACUCUAGAAAACGAGCGGAGAAGCGGUUUUUGACACUCGAAAGAAAGCUGCUGCAUAACAAAGCCUUGCAAGAAGAAUACUCUGCCUUUCUGAAGGAAUAUGAAGAGCUGGGCCACAUGCGAAGAAUAUCGGACAAUGAAGAACCGCCGCAUUCAUAUUACCUGCCUCACCAUUGCGUGAUUCGAUCUGACAGCGAGACAACCAAGCUCAGGGUGGUGUUUGACGCUUCUGCCGCGACAACAAAUGGUGUGUCGUUGAACGACUUACAAAUGACUGGCCCUGUCAUACAAAGUGACUUAUUUUCGAUUUUAGUAAGGUUCCGAAAGCACACUUACGUGAUAUCAGCAGAUAUAGCCAAGAUGUACCGCCAGGUAUUAGUGAUUCCUGAGCAAAGACCGCUACAAAGAAUAUUAUGGCGCGAACAGCCGGAGCAACCAAUCGAAACAUUCGAGCUGAACACCGUGACUUACGGUACAACGGCAGCGUCCUUUUUAGCAAUUAGAUGUUUGAAGCAACUUGCAAUCGAAUGCGAGCAGAGCAACCCCAACAUUGCAAAAAUCAUCAAAGAAGAUUUUUACGUCGACGAUCUGUUGACUGGCGGGGAGACUCUCGAGGAGGUAGUCUCCAUCGCUCGAGGAGUAAGUGACGUUCUAGCCGGUGGAUGUUUUGAACUUCGCAAGUGGAAGGCGAACAAUCACGAAUUUCGCGCAAUAUCAAAGGGUGCGAAUAAACCACUAGCUGAAGUACAACUACACAAAGACGGCAACAAGCGAACAUUGGGUUUGGUUUGGCGCGUGGAAAAUGACAUUUUGACGUACAGCGUGGACCUGCCGAGGAACAAUCAAGUUACGAAACGCAGCAUACUUUCAGUGACAUCAAUGAUUUUUGACCCUUUAGGUCUUCUAUCACCUUGUACUAUAAUGGCAAAAAUUCUAAUUCAAAAACUAUGGCUAGAGAAAUUAUCGUGGGACGAAAGUUUGCCAUCGAGUCUGCACUUUCAGUGGACGCAAUAUUACAAUCAACUCAAGUUGCUUAAUAAUUUCAGAAUUCCAAGACAAGCUAUGGCGCCAAACGCGGCAAAGGUACAGAUACACGGAUUUGCGGACGCUUCAAAAAAUGCGUAUGGAGCAUGUGUAUACGUUCUAGUGGUGGACGUCGAAUCAAAAAUUCACACUAACUUAUUGUGCGCAAAAACGAAGAUCGCGCCGUUGAAGACUCAAACAAUUCCUCGCCUGGAGCUCUGCGCUGCGUUGGUGCUCGCCAAGCUGAUCUCAACGGUCGAGGGCGCUCUUGAAUUUUGGAUUGGUUACGCUCAGCCGAGCCGCCUGCCAGUUUUUGAAUCUAAUCGUGUGGCUCGAAUACAAGAAUUGAGCAAGGACAGAGUAUGGCGUCACGUACCUACGGAGCAAAAUCCAGCCGAUUUACUCUCCCGCGGAACUCAGCCGCAGGAGCUACUAAAUGCGACGCUUUGGUGGAAAGGGCCUGCCUUUUUGAUGAGCGGCUCUCACUCUUGGCCUAAGCGAUUGGCCCACAAGAUAGACUCUACGCCUGUCGAGUUUACGUUUACAGCAACGAGUUCACCGACCAACAUUAUCGAAGAGCUCCUUUUACGAUAUUCUAGUCUCUCGAAAGCAACACGUAUUCUCGCCUAUUGCAUUCAAUUUAUCAGCAAGCUAAAACCAGGAGGAAAAGAAAACGACGUAUCAGUCAUUCAGCAACGCAGAUCGGCGAUAACGCUGAUGAUAAAGCACGUGCAGAGCUCAAGUUUUCGCAAAGAAAUAUCCAUGCUUAAUCAAGGAAAGUUCAAAUAUGACAAGAAGCACCCAGUCCUCCUGCCAGGAGGUCACAUAUUCACAAAACGUCUGUUUUCCGAAGAGCAUAUCCUGUGGUUACACGCUAGUCCUCAAUUACUUUUAGCGUCUAUUCGUGAACGAUUUUGGCCCCUAAGGGGAAGAAAUUUAGCUCGCAAAACGGUCAAAUCAUGUACACGUUGUUUUAGAGUUAAUCCAAAGGCAAUGCAGCCACUCAUGGGUCAUCUCCCUCGAGAUAGAGUGACAGCUGCAUUUCCUUUUGAAACUACGGGAAUCGAUUACGCGGGUCCUUUCCAAAUUAAGGAUCGUAAAGGAAGAGGUUGUAAGGUAUCAAAAUGCUACAUAUGUCUGUUCGUAUGCUUUGCCACUAAGGCUAUGCACCUCGAGUUGGUGUCGGACUUAACAGCGGAAGCAUUCGUAGCAACUCUGAGACGUUUCGUGUCGCGUAGGGGAAAACCGUCGCGAAUUUAUUCAGACAACGGAAAAAACUUCGUAGGCGGAAACAAUGCUCUCAAAGAGCUUGGUAAGUUUUUGAUCGAAGAAGCAAAGGUCAUAAGUGAAUUGAUGGCAGACUAUGAAAUCGAAUGGAAUUUUAUCCCAGCAUACUCGCCUCAUUUCGGUGGCCUAUGGGAGGCAGGGGUAAAAUCCGUAAAGCAUCAUUUAAAAAGAGUCGCGGCCAACGCAUUGUUAACUUUCGAGGAAUUUUACACCUUGCUCGUACAAGUAGAGGCCGUUCUAAAUUCCCGCCCAUUAACUCCACUGUCAUCCAAUCCUGACGACCUCUCUCCAUUGACCCCCGCUCAUUUUCUUAUUGGUCGGCAAUUCAACUCCGUUGUCGACCCAAGUUUGCAGCAUAUAAAGGAGUCUCGACUCUCUAUUUGGCAAAGAGUGCAGCAGAUUGAGCAAAAUCUGUGGGAGCGAUGGAACAAGGAGUGUAUAUCAGAAAUGCAGCAGAGAACCAAGUGGCGAUCUCCAUUUCCCACUCUGCCACGAGGCACACUCGUUCUAAUCAAAGAAGACAACCUUCCACCAGCCAAGUGGAGAUUAGGAAGAAUCGAGGAUACGCAUGCUGGCAGCGAUGGCAUAGCUCGAGUUGCGUCUAUACGCACCUCUUCGGGCAUUGUUCGACGCGCAUUUGCGAAAUUGUGUCCAUUACCUUUAGAUGAGGAGAAGACUGUAUAA
This is a messenger RNA of Vollenhovia emeryi, 4914 nucleotides long. RefSeq lists its product as uncharacterized. The coding region runs from base 1 to 4914 and encodes 1637 amino acids. The transcript is spliced from 4 exons. The record is from RefSeq and is a predicted model, not a curated record. Gene Ontology annotation, molecular function: zinc ion binding; nucleic acid binding. Lineage: Eukaryota; Metazoa; Arthropoda; Insecta; Hymenoptera; Formicidae. Gene Ontology annotation, biological process: DNA integration.